This is a messenger RNA of Zygosaccharomyces rouxii, 678 nucleotides long. It is a transcript of the gene FMP52, whose product is annotated as Fmp52p. Gene Ontology annotation, biological process: import into nucleus. The coding region runs from base 1 to 678 and encodes 225 amino acids. The record is from RefSeq and is a predicted model, not a curated record. NCBI's taxonomy places the organism in Eukaryota, Fungi, Ascomycota, Saccharomycetes, Saccharomycetales, Saccharomycetaceae. Gene Ontology annotation, cellular component: cytoplasm. The transcript has a single exon.
AUGAGCGCAUUGAUAUUAGGAGCUACUGGUUUAUGUGGUGGUUCUUUCUUGAGAAAUGCCAUUGCCAGCGACAAGUUUACAGAAGUCUUUACUAUCACUAGAAGGGAACUACCUUCUGAUGCCGAUAAUGUAAAACAAAUUGUUGAGACUGACAGCAGUAAGUGGGCACAACUGUUUCCUGAAACCGGGGUUAAGUUUUACUUUAGUGCAUUUGGUACCACCAGAGCAGCUGCAGGUAGUGCAGAGAAUUUUUACAAGAUUGAUCACGAUUUAAACGUUGAAUUGGCUAAAGCAGCCAAGACAAAGGGAUGUACAACCAUGGUAUUGGUUAGCUCAGUCGGUGCUAACGAAAAUUCCAUGCUCCCCUACUUCAAAGAUAAAGGUGAAAUUGAGAGAGAUAUUUUAGCUCUUGAUUUUGAUCAUACAAUAAUUCUACGUCCUGGUCCACUCUUGGGUAGGCAAAAGAGUAAAGGAUUCCUAGAUGGGAUUACCUGUAAAUUGAGUAGUGCUAUCUAUGGGACUCCAUUACAAUCACUGUUUAGUCAUCCAGUUUAUGGUGAAGAUGUGGGUAAGGUUGGUGUUGAUCUAGCGCUACAAUCCGCGGCUCUUGGUGCAAAAUCUGAAAAAGUAAGAAUUGUAACAUCUUCAGAAAUUAGAGAUAUUGCAUCAAAGAUUUGA